AUGGAGAAACCAUUCUUCUUUCUUUUCCUUGUCAUGUACAUUUUGACUUUGAUUGGCAAUGCUUUAGUCAUCCUUGUGAUCCAGAUAGACCAACGUUUACAUACACCAAUGUAUUACUUUCUCAAGAACCUCUCCUGGUUGGAAAUCAUCAUCACCACAACAGUCACACCCAAGAUGCUCAACCUGCUCAUCUCAAAGGAAAAUACUAUUGCAUUCUUUGCGUGUGCUUUGCAAGGAUAUAUCUACUUUGUUGCAGGUUCCACUGAAGUCCUCAUUUUGGCUACCAUGUCAGUGGAUCGCUACAUGGCCAUCUGCCACCCUUUGAGGUACAAAGCUAUCAUGAGCAGUAGGGUCUGCCUGCUGAUGGUUCUGUCUUGUUGGCUGUGCAGCUUCUUUUCCAUUUCAGCCUCCAUGCUACUAAAGGCAAGGCUGCCUUUUUGUGGUUCCAAUGUAAUUGAUCCCUUUUUCUGUGACAGCGGCCCUCUUCUGGAAAUGAUAUGUGCUGACACCCACUUCCUUCAUGCCUUAGACUUGGCAGUUUCCUGCUUCAUGCUUCUCAGCUCUGUAUCUGUGACAACUGUCUCCUAUAUCUGUAUCAUUAGCACUGUGAUUAAGAUGCCCUCCAACAAAGGCCAAAGCAAAGCAUUUGGUACAUGCACCUUUCACAUCACAGUGGCAUCACUUUAUCAUGGCAGCUCCAUCUUCAUCUACAUCAAGCCAGUGGGCAGCUCUUCAAUGGAAUUCAACAAGACUGCCACAGUGUUCAACACUGUGGUGACUCCAUUGCUCAACCCCAUCAUUUACAGCUUCAGAAACAAGACAGUGAAGGAGGUACUGAGGGACACACUGGAAACAGUGCAGAGAUGUUUGCAAGACAAGUGCUAA
Molecule: messenger RNA, 885 nt
Organism: Varanus komodoensis (Komodo dragon)
Lineage: Eukaryota; Metazoa; Chordata; Lepidosauria; Squamata; Varanidae
Product: olfactory receptor 6M1-like
Biological process (GO): G protein-coupled receptor signaling pathway
Cellular component (GO): membrane
Molecular function (GO): olfactory receptor activity; G protein-coupled receptor activity
Source: RefSeq, a predicted model, not a curated record